AUGUCGAAUGAAAUAAUGCUAAACAAGACUUCAGUUGAUAAUGAUGAAGAAUUGGUGCAAAAAGCAACAGAUAAAAUCGAUUGUCCGAAUCCUUUAGAACCAGAAUCUCACCGGAAGAUUUUUAUUAACAAUCUUUCAUUUAAAGUCACUCAUGAAACAUGUCUAACUUAUUUGUCACAAUUUGGAGAUGUCUCGGAUUUCUUUAUAGUUCGUGAUCCACAAGGUCGAUCUCGAGGGUUUGGUUAUGUUACCUAUACUUCAUCGAAAACAGUCGAUCGAUUUAUGGCUGCUCGUCCACAUCGGAUUGACUCGCGUGAAAUUGUAGCAAAACGAGCGAUACCAAAGUUGAUAAUGAAAAAAUCAGAAACAACCAUAACUUCCAAACGAUUAUUCGUGAGCAAUAUUCGCGAGGCAACCAUUAGUGAGCAUGAUCUUAAUGAAUACUUUGCAAAAUAUGGCAAUAUUAUCGAUGCUCAAUUGAAGAAAACAGGUGAAGGGAAACUACGCGGUUUCGGGUUUGUGGAGUUCGACGAUUAUGACCCAGUAGACAAAAUUAUUUUGGAGAAAACACAUGUUAUCAAGGGGAACAUUGUCAGUGUUGAGAAAGCAGUACCUAGAAGACAAACUUCAUUUACAGCUGACCUAAGUGAAAGUCGCCAUGGUAACUCAUUUGCUUAUUCAUCAAACACGAAUCUAAAUAUGGUUUCCGGAAAUGGUGAAUCGAAUUUUGGUGGCAAUAGUUAUAGAUCGUAUAAUAAACGACCGGUACCUUAUAGUAACAUUAGAAGACCUUGUGAAAGUCAUAUGCCACUAUUUGACAACUCAGGAUUUAUGAACAGAUUUGAUGCACCGGUUGGGGAUUUCAAUAAUCCUUUCGGAGCCUUCGCUGGACCUUCUGCCGUAGACUUCGGUCAAAACUAUGUAUCAACAUAUGGUGGUGGUCCAAUGCGUUGCGGAAAUGCAACUUCCAGCUAUAAUCAUGGUUAUUGGGAUUAUCGUUAA
Molecule: messenger RNA, 1002 nt
Organism: Adineta ricciae
Lineage: Eukaryota; Metazoa; Rotifera; Eurotatoria; Adinetida; Adinetidae
Source: the annotation of a GenBank genome assembly